CUUUGCCACAACUGUGGGGAGCUCCCGCGCCGCACAGGGCUCUCUAGCGUUGCGGUGGCUCAGGAGAUGCUGGAGCGCGAUGCCCUGCUGCUCCACCUUGCUCACUGAGCUCUGUGCGGGGAGCCCGAGGGAGGGCGGGGGGCGCAGACUGCGGUAGAAUGCGAGCCUGGCACCUCUGGCGCCGCGCGACGUUGCUCGAGCGCGGUCAGGUGCUGCUCGCCGGCCGUUCGCCGCUCCACUAACUUGAUACUUGCUAGUGACUGGUCUCCGAAGCUUUCCAGGCUUUGUGGUGGUGGGGGGCGGGGAGAGUGGGGAGUUAAAGGGUCUGCGGUAGCCGAAGGAGGGAUCCUGAAAAGGGGAGCCUGCUUAGUGCAGCUCGUCUUCCCCUCCCUAGCUCCCCUCCCCCCACCCCAUCGCUGCCUCUUUCCCUUCCGCCAAUUCGGAGAGCUUCGGGCGCCUGUGAAAUGCGAUCGCUGCCAAGUGACAGUCCCCGAGUCUGAAGUGCCCGCGAGGAAGUGAGCGCCAACGCGGGCCGCCAGCGAUGACAGCCAUGAAGCAGGAGCAGCAGCCCACAACUGGGGCCAGGGCGAGCCAGGCGCAGUCCGCGGACCAGGAACUGGGAAGUAACAGCCCUCCACAGAGAAACUGGAAGGGAAUUGCUAUUGCCCUGCUGGUGAUUUUAGUUGUAUGUUCACUCAUCACUAUGUCAGUCAUCCUCUUAACCCCAGAUGAACUAACAAAUUCAUCAGAAACCCGAUUAUCUUUAGAAGACCUUUUCAGGAAAGACUUUGUGCUUCAUGAUCCAGAAGCUCGAUGGAUCAAUGAUACAGAUGUGGUGUAUAAAAGCGAGAAUGGACAUGUCAUUAAACUGAAUAUAGAAACAAAUGCUACCACAUUAUUAUUGGAAAACACAACUUUUGUAACCUUCAAAGCAUCAAGACAUUCAGUUUCACCAGAUUUGAAAUAUGUUCUCCUGGCAUAUGAUGUCAAACAGGUGUUUCGUUAUUCAUAUACUGCUUCAUAUGUGAUUUACAACAUACACACUAGGGAAGUUUGGGAGUUGAACCCUCCAGAAGUAGAGGACUCUGUCUUGCAGUAUGCGGCCUGGGGGGUCCAGGGACAGCAGCUGAUUUAUAUUUUUGAAAACAAUAUCUACUAUCAACCUGAUAUAAAGAGCAGUUCAUUGAGACUGACAUCUUCUGGGAAAGAAGGAAUUAUUUUCAAUGGAAUUGCUGACUGGUUAUAUGAAGAAGAACUUCUUCAUUCUCACAUCGCCCACUGGUGGUCACCAGAUGGAGAAAGACUUGCCUUCCUGAUGAUAAAUGAUUCAUUGGUGCCUAACAUGGUUAUUCCUCGGUUUACUGGAGCAUUGUAUCCCAAAGGAAAACAGUAUCCGUAUCCUAAGGCAGGUCAAGUGAACCCAACAAUCAAAUUAUAUGUUGUAAACCUAUAUGGACCAACUCAUACUUUGGAACUCAUGCCACCUGACAGCUUUAAAUCAAGAGAAUACUAUAUCACAAUGGUUAAAUGGGUAAGCAAUACCAAGACGGUGGUCAGAUGGUUAAACCGACCUCAGAACAUCUCCAUUCUCACAGUCUGUGAGACCACAACUGGUGCUUGCAGUAGAAAAUAUGAGAUGACAUCAGAUACAUGGCUCUCCAAACAGAAUGAGGAGCCAGUAUUUUCAAGAGAUGGCAGCAAAUUCUUUAUGACAGUCCCUGUUAAGCAAGGGGGCCGUGGAGAAUUCCACCACAUAGCUAUGUUCCUUGUCCAGAGUAAAAAUGAUCAAAUUACCGUACGCCACUUAACAUCAGGAAACUGGGAAGUGAUAAAGAUCUUGGCAUAUGAUGAGACUACACAAAAAAUUUACUUUCUGAGCACUGAGUCUUCUCCCAGAGGGAGGCAGUUAUACAGUGCUUCUACUGAAGGAUUACUGAAUCGUCAGUGCAUUUCAUGUAAUUUUAUGAAAGAACGAUGUACAUAUUUUGGUGCCAGUUUUAGUCCCAUGAAUCAACAUUUCUUAUUAUUCUGUAAAGGUCCAGGAGUCCCAGUGGUCAGCCUACAUACCACGGACAACCCAGCAAAAUAUUUUAUAUUGGAAAGCAAUUCUAUGCUGAAGGAAGCUAUCCUGAAGAAGAAGAUAGUAAAGUCAGAAAUUAAAACGCUUCAUAUUGAUGACUAUGAACUUCCUUUACAGUUGUCCUUUCCCAAAGACUUUAUGGACCGAAACAAGUAUGCUCUACUGUUAAUAAUGGAUGAAGAACCAGGAAGCCAGCAGGUUACAGAUAAGUUCCGUAUUGACUGGGAUUCAGUACUUGUUGACACAGAUAACAUCAUCAUUGCACGAUUUGAUGGCAGAGGAAGUGGAUUUCAGGGCCUGAAAAUUUUACAGGAGAUCCAUCAAAGGUUAGGUUCAGUGGAAGUGAAGGACCAAAUAGCAGCUGUGAAAUUUUUACUGAAGCUGCCAUACAUUGACUCCAAAAGAUUAAGCAUUUUUGGAAAGGGGUAUGGUGGCUAUGUUGCAUCGAUGAUUUUAAAAUCAGAUGAAAAGCUUUUUAAAUGUGGAUCAGUGAUUGCACCCAUCACAGACCUGAAGUUGUAUGCCUCAGCUUUCUCUGAAAGAUACCUUGGCAUGCCAUCGAAAGAAGAAAGCACAUACCAGGCAUCAAGUGUGUUACAUAAUAUCCAUGGCUUAAAAGAAGAAAAUAUAUUAAUAAUUCAUGGGACUGCUGACACAAAAGUUCAUUUCCAGCAUUCUGCAGAAUUAAUCAAACACCUAAUAAAAGCUGGGGUGAAUUAUACUAUGCAGGUCUAUCCAGAUGAAGGUCAUAACAUUUCUGAGAAGAGCAAGUAUCAUCUCUACAGCACAAUCCUCAGAUUCUUCAGUGAUUGUUUAAAGGAAGAAAUAUCUGUGAUACCACAGGAACCAGAAGAAGAUGAAUAAUGGACUCUAUUUAUAUAGAACUGAAGGGGAUAUUGAGGAUCAAUGAAAUCUAACCUAGAGACUGUAAUAUUGUAGAUGCUCCAGAAUUUCAAGGGCAGCUUAUGGAGAUGACACUGGAACAGCACACUCAGAGACGAUAAACUAGAAUUUGAAUAAAGAAGUCCAAGUCUACUGUUUUGCCAAGGGUGCAGAACCUAUUUCUUUGUGUAAGAAAGAAAGGUCAGAGGGUUGGUUUCUUGGGAGAAGUUAGUUUUGCAUCGAAGUAGGAAUAGUGCAUGUUUUCUUCUGUUAUCCCUUAUUUGUUCUAUAACUAGUUGUUCUCAGUUUAAUUUCAAUGUCCACCAUCAUCUUUGUGUAUAAUGCACAACUUAUCAGCACUACAGACCCUGAUCUUUGAUGGCUGAGCUGCAGUCUAACACUCUACUGUACCUGUACAAUAAGUGCAAAUCUUUCAUUGUCUAUUAUUAUGCUUAAGAAAAUAUUCAGUUAAUAAAAUCAGAGUAUUUUAUGUAAUUUCUAUUUACAAAAAGGCAUUAUUAAGUGGGUCAAAGGUCAUGUAGAAAUAUGGAUUUUGGCACCUUCCAAAAUUCAACCAGUUAUCAGUAGAUAUGAUAUCUUUAAAUCAACGCAUGAGUGUGUGUCUCACAAUAUAUAUAUACACACUCAAUAAAUCUAUCUUUACAUGUUAUUCAUGCUACAAAGGAUAAACUUUUGCUGAAUUAGAAGAAAUGCUCUUUUACAGGCUAUAAUGGAUGCUUUGUUUAAUGAGCCAAAUAUGAUGAAACAUUUUUUUCCUAUUCAAAUUCUAGCUAUUGCUUUCCUAUAACUGUUUGGGUUGUGUUUGGUAUCGUUUUUAGUGGUUAAUAGUUUUCUAGUUGCAAUUUAAUUUUUUGGAUAUGAUACCUUGUCACAUGUAAAUUAGAUACUUAAAUAUUAAAUUAUAGUUUCUGAUAAAGAACUUUUGUUAACAAUGCAAUGCCACUGAGUGCUAUUUUGCUCUUUUGGUGGAGAAGGCUUUUUUAAAAAUACUAGGUCCUUUUACUUCUCUCUCUCAAUGCAGAAUCAAUUCUCAUUUUCAUUUGUAAAAGCAAAGAGCUGGAUUACUUCUUUUCCCAGUUCCUAUUCAGUAUUCCGUGUCUGCCCAAUUCACCUUUUACUGUAUAAUUUAAAUACUUCUGGUGAGAAUUAAAACUGAAAUUUUUCAUUCAUAGGCCAAAAAUUCACAGACAGCAAUGUUUGCUGUUUAACUUGAGAUUAAGGCACAAAAUGCCUUAAUUCCUAUGCUGUGUUGAUUUACAGUAGUAAGUAAACUACUAAGUAACUGAGAGUGUAAAAUAAACUUAACUGUAUGAAAUCAAUUUAAGUCAUGAAAACAUUAAAUUUGGUGAUUAAAAUCAGAGUAUCUUCUCCCUUCAUAUAAGGGAUUUGCAAGAUGUCUAAAAGUCUGUAAAAGUUCAUAUGAAUCUAGGCAACAUAAUGUAUUUUAGUGGUUUUAAAAUUCCUUAUGACAGGCUGGAUAAUCAUGACAUCAUAACACCAGGAAGAAAUUUUAAAAUGUCACAGAAUUUCUUAGCAUACCUUCCUAUUUAGUCAAAGGAUCAACCAUCAAAUCUGGGUAUUUGAGAAUGUAUGACUCACUCAUUAUGGAGAUAUUCUGUUGUUCUGAAUGCUUUGCAGUUGUGUCUUUACUGCUCCAUUGAAUUUAUUUUCAAAUGGGAAAGGCUCUCUUUUCUGAACGACCCAUUUUAGGUCCUUUCAAGGAUAGUAAACACAUUUAAAAAAAUAAGUUGCAAUGUUUCCAAGGAAAAUUUUUCCUAUUUUAUUAAAAUGGAAAUUUCUUUUUAGGCUGAUUUGAAGUCCAACUGAAGCUUUUAAAUCAACAUUUUUGAAUUGCAACCACUAGAGAUUUUUAUGAUGAA
This is a messenger RNA of Phyllostomus hastatus (greater spear-nosed bat), 4863 nucleotides long. RefSeq names its product dipeptidyl peptidase like 10 (gene DPP10). Gene Ontology annotation, biological process: proteolysis. Lineage: Eukaryota; Metazoa; Chordata; Mammalia; Chiroptera; Phyllostomidae. The transcript has 26 exons. The record is from RefSeq and is a predicted model, not a curated record. Gene Ontology annotation, molecular function: dipeptidyl-peptidase activity; serine-type peptidase activity. Bases 542 to 2944 code for a protein of 800 amino acids.